AUGGACACCUCGGUUUGCGAUCCCGUCAAGACCAAGCGCAUAGCUCCCUACGAGCCAUGGCACGAGAUCGCAGCUGCCAAAAAAAGGGAGCAGCUCUCGCGUAUCCCUGAGCACUGGUUACUCGACAAUAUACAUAUAGCUGCGCGGGAGCAUCCGAACACAGGAGCAGAUGCAGAUAAGCACAGCCAUCAUGGAACUCACCUUCCCGUGGACGCUGUGGACCUUCGUCCCAUCGCCGCCAGCUCCGGCGUCCUGUCUGAACGUGAGCUCCACAUCACUGGUGAUACUCUCGACGCCACUGCCCUGCUGGCCAAAAUCGCAGACGGAACAUACACGAGCGUUGAGGUCGUCUCGGCCUUCUGCAAGCGCGCUGCCCUGGCCCACCAGCUCUGCAAUUGUCUGACCGAGAUCAUGUUCGCCGACGCCAUCGCUACCGCAAGCGAGCUGGACAAGCAUUACGGCCAGACGGGAAAGACUGUUGGUCCUCUGCAUGGCCUUCCCAUGUCAUUCAAGGAAUGCUUCCACAUCAAAGGUUACGACGCCUCGGAUGGCUACGUCUCCAGAGCAUUCGACCCGUCCACCACCAACUCCUAUCUCGUCUCCCUGGUCCAGGCCGCCGGAGCUGUCAUAAUUGCAAAGACCAACACUCCUCAAACCAUGCUCGUCGCCGAGGCCCACAACAACCUCUUCGGCCGUACCAAGAACCCUGUCGUCUCUCAUCUUACCUGUGGCGGAAGCAGCGGCGGCGAGGGUAGUCUCCUGGCCUUCAGGGGAAGCUCCCUUGGCAUAGGUACGGACGUCGGAGGUUCCAUACGUAUCCCCGCAGCCGCCAAUGGCAUCUACGGCUACAAGCCCUCGUUUGGGAUCUUGCCUAUGCUCGGGUACGCCGCAAGCGGCUGGACAGGAAUGAACACCGGUGUUCCCGCCGUCUGCGGGCCACUCGGCCACUCUGUGAGGGACUUGAGACUCCUGACAGAGGUUGUCAGGGGCGCCAAGCCCUGGAUGGAUGACCCAGCACUAAUACCCCAUGUCUGCGAAAGGGGAAUUUCCGAUAGAUUGCCCAUCGUUGGUGUCAUCGAGAAAUCUAGUCUCACGCCUCAUCCGCCCAUCUUGAGGGCAGUGCGCGCGGCGAGCGAGAAACUUCGACAGGCCGGCUUCACAGUGAAGCCCUUUGAGCCUGUCGACUUUGGUGACAUUCGCAAAGUCACCCGGCAGCUCUUCACCCUUGACGGGCUUUCUUACGCUAAACGCGAGCUUUCAAAGACCGGUGAGCCGCCCGUGCCAAGUGUCAAGAAUAUCAACUUCUGGGGUAUGCAGCCCAAGAUGCCAGAGGAGAUGUGGGUCUGGAACACCAAGAAGCUGGGUCUGCAGAAGGAGAUGCUUGACCGCUGGACAGCAGCUGGCAUUGAUGUGGUGCUGUGUCCAGCCGGGCCGCACACAGCGGUCAAGCCCGAUGAGUGGAUAUACGACACUUAUACUGUUGCUUGGAACGCUACGGAUUAUCCGGCAGUGAUAAUACCGUACACCCAAGUGAUUCCCGAAUUAGACCCCCAAGACGAUACAUUUGUGCCUCUGUCAGAGGAAGACAAGGAGGUCCAAUCUUGGUAUGACCCGGACCUCAUGAAUGGGGCACCUGUCAACCUCCAGUUGGUUGCGCAGAGACUAUGUGAUGAGCAGCUAUUGCGGGAUGUGGAGAUUAUCGAUCAAGUUCUGAACUUGGGAGAAAAGCCAUCUGAGUGCUGA
Messenger RNA from Diaporthe amygdali, 1743 nucleotides. RefSeq lists its product as uncharacterized. Bases 1 to 1743 code for a protein of 580 amino acids. The transcript is spliced from 4 exons. The record is from RefSeq and is a predicted model, not a curated record. Lineage: Eukaryota; Fungi; Ascomycota; Sordariomycetes; Diaporthales; Diaporthaceae.